CUGGACGGAGGGAGGGGGAAGUGGCCAGAAGGGGAAGUGUGAGGAGUUCCCCUCCAGCCUGUCACCAGUCUCGUCAGGCCCUCGGAGUGGCUGCCCAGGGCUGGGCUGUGGCCAUGGAGCCUCUGGAGACCCCCAUCAAGGAUGGCAUCCUCUACCAGCAGCACACCAAGUUUGGCAAGAAGUCCUGGAGGAAGGUAUGGGGUCUGCUGUAUGCAGGAGGCCCAUCAGGCGUGGCACGGCUGGAGAGCUGGGAGGUCCGGGAUGGCGGCCCAGGACCAGUAGGUGACAGGUCUGUGGGGCCUGGCCGGCGAGGGGAGCGGCGGGUCAUCCGCCUGGCUGACUGCGUUUCCGUGUUGCCGGCUGAUGGUGAGAGCUGCCCCCGGGACACUGGUGCCUUCCUGCUUACCACCACGGAGCGAAGCCACCUUCUGGCGGCACAGCACCGCCAAGCAUGGAUGGGGCCCAUCUGCCAGCUGGCCUUCCCGGGCACAGGGGAGAGUUCCUCAGGAUCAGGGGAGGCUGGGGAUCCUAAGAGAGGCCUGGUCCCCAUGGAGGAGAACUCCAUCUACUCCUCCUGGCAAGAAGUGAGCAAGUUUCCAGUGGUUGUGCAGAGGACCGAGGCUGCCAUGCGCUGCCAGCUAAAAGGGCCCUACCUCCUGGUGCUGGGCCAGGAUGCCAUUCAGUUGAGAGAGCCCUCCAGCCCCCAGGUCCUCUACACCUGGCCCUACCGCUUCCUGCGCAAGUUCGGCUCUGACAAGGGUGUGUUCUCCUUUGAAGCUGGCCGCCGUUGUGACUCAGGUGAGGGCUUCUUCGCCUUCAGCAGCCCGCAAGCCCUUGACCUGUGUGGCGUAGUGGCCGCUGCCAUCAGCCGCCAGAGGGAGCAGCUACCGGUGCUGGCUGGGCCCCGGCCCUGCCCACUGUUGCGGGCCACCUCCCUGCCCUCACUGGACCCACCCAGUGAGCUGCAGGAGGGACCCCCAGGGCCUGAGCCUCCCAGCUCCCAGAGGGUACUCCUGGCUGAGCCUGGACCCCAGAGCCUGCCGCCACUGCUGGGCACGGAGCCCCUCAUCAAGCCAGCGCCCGAGCUCUAUGCCUCAGUGUGCAAGAGGGCCAGUGGGCCCCCACGUGUUGCUGAGCACCUCUACGAGAACCUGUGUGUACUGGAGGCAGGCUCUGUUCCCCCCAGCGAUGGUGGGCCCGUGCAGGAGGGCCCUAGUGGCCACAGCCCCUUAGCCAGCCCCAUCUACCACAACAGCGAGGACCUGGGCUGGCCCGGCCCGGCCCAUGACAGCAGCCUGGAAGCCCAAUACCGGCGACUGCUGGAGCUGGAGCUGGGCAACAACUACGAGGAGGCUGGAGGUUCUGGCCGCCCCUGCACUCACACGGGCUUCAAGGCCAAGCUGGUGACACUGCUGAGCAGAGAGCGGAAGAAGGGCCCAGUCCCCUGUGACCGGCCCUGAAUGUCUUGUGUGGUGUGGCAGCAGGAGGAAAGGAAGGCUCUGUCCCUGGGACAGGAGGGAGGGCAAAUAAUGGACUAGAGACACAGCCCUGCAUCCACCCUGGCCUGUGGGGACAAGGCAGGCAGCCUGGGGAGGGCUCCCCACGUGCCCUGCCAGUCCCCUAGGGUAUGGUGUACAGAUAUACUGGUAAUAAAGUCUCCCAGCUCCCCAUCCAUCUUGUGGCCCACAGUCCACACCUUCUCACCUCAGCUCCUGUCAGUGGCACUCAUGGGUCCCCGUGUAUACACAGACCCUCACUUCACAGGUGUUGCAGCAAACAUCACUGUGGAUUACUGUGCUCAGUUCCAGGGACACACAUGACUUGGACUUGACCUCUGCCACCAGUGUGCUCAAGUCCCCUUGACCAGAUGGGUGGGAUGCAGAUAAUUAUGAUCCAUGUGGUCCUGUGCAGCAGAAAUGGCUCAGUCAGGCAGGGGGAGAGGUGAGGCUUGCUGAUGGGAGAGGGGCCCUCUGGAUUGAGCGUUAAGGGCAGGCAGGGCUUCACCAGGCCGGCAGCAAUCCCUGGGGCUUUCUAGGCCAAGGAUGGAUAUGCACAGGCCCAGAGACAAAGAGAAGAGUGUUGUCACAGAAUGGCAGUUGGUGGCCAAGCAUGAGAGUCCUGACCAUCCUGUAAUGAACUUGGUCUCAUCCUCAGUGGAGGAACACAGUCAUGGUGGGGAAGGAGCAGUGUGGACAACAGAAGUGAGGGGGCUACACUGCUGAUGGAGAAGCCUGAGCUGGG
Manis javanica (Malayan pangolin) is the source of this 2241-nucleotide messenger RNA. The record is from RefSeq and is a predicted model, not a curated record. Lineage: Eukaryota; Metazoa; Chordata; Mammalia; Pholidota; Manidae.